AUGGCUCUGAACUCGGCCGCAUGGCAGCUCGGCCUGCCCAAGCAAGCCACCGAUCUGUUAGACCAAAACUUCGAAUCCAUGUGUCGCUUCGUCGCUCCUGACUGGGAAAUUCCUGCAUGGGUACCAGAUACUACUCUGCCACAAGAGCAGUUCCAGUUUUUCCGAGACUUGAAAAUCCCCAGUGUUCCAAAUGGACCAAACUUCCUAUUUCAUGAACUUGGAGACUAUGGGCAUGAUCCUGACAUGAAAUCGCGAAUCGAGAAUAUCUUCCGCCCCAAGGCAACCACCUGUCUUAUCAAUGCAUCGGGGACGGGGAAGACUCGACAUAGUCUGGAGGCGUUAUGCCUCGAAUGGGGCUUCUAUCUGUGCUUCAAAGAUAAAAGUCUUGACAUUGGCUCAGGCGACAUGAACGAUAUCGAAAGGCGACUACGUACCAAGAAAACCUUUACGCCUGUUCUCCCCCCUCGGUCGGAUGAAACAUAUACAACAAAACUAGAUGAUAAUCGUGAACUUGUGGACGACUCAUUUUAUCAUGUCAUUCUCGCCCGAUUCCUCAUCUUCAAACUUUUCCUCACUGCCAUUGUGGCAACAGGUCGCCCCAUAACCAGAGCUGAUAAAAAGCGCUGGACACUACUACAAGCUCACCCUGAUUUCCUUGAAGGCACGCUCGAUAUCUUCCGCUCUCUUGCCUCGAUCCUUGAUUCUCCGACUCUGGAUGAAACGGUGAGGAAGCAACGUUCAGCCAUGACGGGGGCCGACUGCAAUGUCAUCUACAAUAGGCUCUCCAUCGAGACCCGGGAAUUCAUCUCGAAACAUUAUGAACGGGAUGCUUCCGAAGCGAAAAUAAAUCCUAAACCGGACAGGUUUUACUUCGUGGUCGAUGAGGCCCAACUCGCCGCACGUAUACUCGACCGCGCAUUCGCUUCUGCGCGGCCAAACCCCCAAGGCAACUUCGACCUCCGCCCACUUCUCCGGGAAUUGAUCGCGAUUCUCCGAAAUUUGAGUCUAGAUGAGCAUGGUGCCGUUAUUACUGGAACAGGCCUUGACAUUGAGCUGAUACAAGAUGCACUGGGGUCUAUUUUGUUGAAAGCCGAUGUUGAAGGUGAUUUGCGAUCGGAUACUGGCGGCUUUUACGAGGACAAGGCGAUGCACAAGGCAUACAUCACCCGGUUCAUGCCCCCAGACCUGAUGAGAACGCGAGAUGGAGAGCAUUUUGUGCAGCGAAUGACGAAAUGGCUUGCUGGUCGCUAUCGCACUACCGCGGCAUUUUUGCUAUAUUUCUUACGGAAUGGGGGACAGAACCCCCAAUUGCUCCUCGACACCUGGAUCCAUUUUCAAACAAACUUCACCCCAACUGAUGGCCCUACGAUCCGAAACUUCCUUCCAGCUGAUCCGGAAGCCACAAACAGGAUGCUAAAUCAGUUACAAUACAACCGAAUUGAAACCAAUUCUGAAAUGCUAACCCUCUUCACCAGAGCCGUCCACCAUUCAUUCAUCCGUUCCCAAAUCAAUACCACUAUGUCCAAGUUCGCCCGCAAAUUCGUCGAGUACGGAUUCGCCCGCUUCCGGGAUGGGAAGUGUUCAACUUCCCGAAUAUACGAACCCCUCAUAAUUCUUUCGGCAAUGUCACGCAUGGAGGUGACUUGCAAUCAGCGGCGCAUCAAUCCCAUCUCUCCUGGCCAACUUCUCGUCAGUCAUACGGAAUUAGAUGUUGGGGAUAAAGAUGGUGCCAAUAACAACGGCUUUGAGAGCUACGUUGGCCUGGCUCUUGCUGAUACAUUGGGCGAAUUCAUACCACUGGACAAAGUUUUCGUCUUCCACAAGAAAUAUCGACCUAAAUGGGCCAACAAGCGUGCGCGUCUUGUGACUGUACAGCAAGACGAUCCUUCUGCGGCUCUCACAGUUCACGAAGUCAGUUGGUCACGGGGUCGUGUGCCUGGCGGACAUCUUGGCCACAACUGCAAUCUUGACGAGACGCUCCAGUGGAUGCAGCAUCAAGACCCGUUACAAGCCCCCAUCUGCUAUCCCGACAAGAACAUGGGCCCAGACAUUCUGUGCAAGCUGCAGUUCGAAGACGAAACGUUCCUGUGGGUUGCAGUCCAGUGCAAAAAUUAUACCGGUGGGAUCAAGCAAAACGAUCUGCCCAGGAACAUCGCCCAGAAGGCGCGAAAGGCUAUCGCGACUGUAACCCCGGCCCACUUUUGGAUGUCGCAAACUCAGGAGGGUGAGCUUCGCCCUUAUUGUUAUAGUAGCCAACCCAAGCUCCGCGAGACCACGGCAAGGGCUCUAGCCAGCCUUUCCCCACCAACCUUGUCCACUCGAAAAAGCAACCGAGCCCACCCUAUUAAUCUUGACGAUCACAGUUUCCCUUUACUCCGCGUUUUGGCUGUUUUUCCUACUGCGGUGGAUUUAGAGCGACCCGGGAUUUCGUCAGACAACGUGCUGAAAGACGCUGGGCAGCAUCCGAUUUGCACCAUCAACUGGGACUACAUGGGAACGAAAGACAAGCGACAGUUCGUCCGUGCUAUGGACGAUGACUAUGAAGAGAAACCCGAUGUUGGUGCGAAGGCAAAGCAAAAAACCACACGCAAAGCAAAAACCUCGGCCCCGCUGAAACGCAAGAAAGCCCCGUCGAGCAAAACACCUAAGCGCAAGAAGCAAAAGCGAAGCAAGACGCCUACGGACAGCGACACAGAGAUGUCCGAUGGGAGCCUAUUUUCGGGAAGCUUGCCCCCACUUUCUGAGUCGGAUGACAGUGAUCCCGAUGAUGAUAUGGAUGUCGACAGGACCUCUCAAGAUACGGAUGUUGAACUGGAACCGGACGAUGAAUUAGAUGGAAUGGCGUUGGGCUUCAAAAGUAGUUUAUCUAUGGCAUUAUAA
Messenger RNA from Mycena indigotica, 2880 nucleotides. RefSeq lists its product as uncharacterized. The transcript is spliced from 5 exons. The coding region runs from base 1 to 2880 and encodes 959 amino acids. Lineage: Eukaryota; Fungi; Basidiomycota; Agaricomycetes; Agaricales; Mycenaceae. The record is from RefSeq and is a predicted model, not a curated record.